This is a messenger RNA of Schizosaccharomyces osmophilus, 426 nucleotides long. Its product is annotated as 60S ribosomal protein L25. Lineage: Eukaryota; Fungi; Ascomycota; Schizosaccharomycetes; Schizosaccharomycetales; Schizosaccharomycetaceae. Gene Ontology annotation, biological process: ribosomal large subunit assembly; translation. Gene Ontology annotation, molecular function: rRNA binding; structural constituent of ribosome. The record is from RefSeq and is a predicted model, not a curated record. The transcript has 2 exons. Bases 1 to 426 code for a protein of 141 amino acids. Gene Ontology annotation, cellular component: cytosolic large ribosomal subunit; ribosome.
AUGAGCGUUGGCAAAGCACAAGGAGCACAAAAGGCCGUUCAAAAGGGCAUUCACAACAAGGUUGCUCGUAAGGUUCGUACCUCUACGACCUUCCGUAGACCUAAAACUCUUCAGCUUUCUCGCAAGCCCAAGUAUGCCCGCAAGAGCGUUGCUCACGCUCCUCGUCUUGACGAAUUCAAGAUCAUUGACAACCCCAUCAACUCCGAGUCUGCCAUGAAGAAGAUUGAGGACGAUAACACCCUUGUCUUCUGCGUUCACAUGCGGGCUAACAAGAACACCAUCAAGAGUGCCGUCAAGAAGUUGUAUGACGUUGAUGCUGUCAAGAUCAACACCAUGGUUCGUCCCAAUGGUACCAAAAAGGCAUUCGUUAAGCUCUCUGCUGAAGCCGAUGCUCUCGACGUCGCUAACCGCAUUGGAUUCCUUUAA